GCAGUGCCUAUUUGUGGCGCAAUGUGUUUUCUCCUAAAAAACAUCAGAAGGGUGGAUUUUCCUUGAUCAGAUUUUCUAUCCUUCUGUUUGACUCUUUUACUGAGUCCCGUUCCCUCGUUUGACCAUCUGGGAGCCCAGUUCGCAAGUACAGCCAAGAUGAUGGCACCUUCACACUCUUUUCCACUUGCAUUCCUGUCCCUCAUUCUGCAUCAAACUUCUUGCGCCUUCGCUGCCCCAUGGAUAGUCACCAAAGUGUAUGAGCAAGAUGUCUACACCGAGGAUUACAUCUACCGAACCACAACAAGGACUAGCAUUGAUGAAAUCACGCCGACAGCAUCACCGAUGCCUGCCGCCCUUUCAACAACAACUUAUGUAACAAGCGACAGUUAUGACGAUGCUGUCACAGUUGUUCAAGUUCUGUAUCCAUCUGGUGCAGGGAUCGAGUCGACCUACAAGUACUACAAUUACCAAGACUCAAAUAUCAUCACGCAGUACUAUGUGAACAUGGUACUCACAGCGCCAACAUCCUGCUCUUCGCAGUGGACCGUGACCACUGCGGUUCCGGUCUAUGUUCCCAACGCUAUUGAAGACGCUUUGCUUGCGACGUCCAUGUCAACGAGCUACUCCGUGGACGAUAGCCAACCCUUUCAACCAACCACAUACACCAGGGCUCUUGCAUUCAUUGAUCCUACACAAGUGCCCGCAUCGAGUCUGAGCAGGCUCAGUAACUCCUACCAGCACACCAUGUACCGAGAGUACGGGUGCUAUGACAGCGGCACCGAUAGCGGUAGCAGCUACUCGAACUAUGAUAGUAGUGACGGCGGCAGCUGGCUCUACGACCGCUAUUAUUACGGGGUUAUCUCUCCCCUCGGUAUUCUGCUUGUCUGCCUUCUGGGAUGGUUCGGACUAUGGCUCAUUAUCGGCCUCAUCGAGAAUUGGUUUCAGUUUCGACGCUUGAUGAGGGGUUGGCAGGCUCGCCGAGGAUUCCCAAUUUCUUGGUGCAUGCUCGCCCCUAUUGUCUCCUGUCUGCUCCUUCUGUUCUGCCGCAAAGGCUUUCAGGCUCGUACUUCCGAGGAGGCGCAGGUGCUUCAAGAGAAAUGGGAGCAAAUGGGAUUCUGGAGGAAAGUCGGCCUGUGGCUUCGGUGGGGUUUCGGAUUCAGUUAUCCACCUAUGCUGGGUCCUGCUCCAGUCAAGGUUGGAAGGCCCUCCAAGCGACCUGUUGCUGCCACCGCUCCUCUCCUUGGCGUAUCCCCGCCACGGAGUGUCAUGUCAGAUGUCCAUUCCGAUUCGGGAAGCAAUCGCGGAGACAGUGCUGCCCCUGGUCCAGCAAUGGCCUAUAUUCCGACGCCAGGCCAGACGCUGCAAGUCCCACCUUCAAUACCACCAAACAGACAAGCCCGACAACAACCAGCGCCCAUUCAGCCCAUACCUGAAGUUCCUUCAACGACUAGCGGUGCGCUUCCCGCUGAUCCUAACACACAUGCAACAGAAACGUCUAGUGAGCCCCGGACUUCAUAGUCUGACAUGUGUGACAUGCUGUAUAUUUUCUGGACGGGGAGUGAACGACGAAUAUUCUGCUAUAUCUGACGACCAUGUCUGGCGAGCUAGACACAUGACCCCUGGAUAAAAGUCACUCUCACCUUCCCUUGCUGACGUCCAAAAUAUAAAAGUCCCCUGUCAGGCUGCGACGGUCAUUAGGACGUUACGUACAACGAUAUGUAAUAUAAUAAUAUAAGAGGAUACUUGAGAGUGUUGACAAUACGUUCUUUCCGAAUUAGAAACGGGGGGAGUGGGAAGUACUACAUUAUUAUUGUUAUUAUUUCACAGGUGACA
Aspergillus novofumigatus IBT 16806 is the source of this 1833-nucleotide messenger RNA. RefSeq lists its product as uncharacterized. The record is from RefSeq and is a predicted model, not a curated record. The transcript has a single exon. Bases 157 to 1518 code for a protein of 453 amino acids. Lineage: Eukaryota; Fungi; Ascomycota; Eurotiomycetes; Eurotiales; Aspergillaceae.